Messenger RNA from Gasterosteus aculeatus aculeatus (three-spined stickleback), 2019 nucleotides. It is a transcript of the gene acmsd, whose product is annotated as aminocarboxymuconate semialdehyde decarboxylase. Lineage: Eukaryota; Metazoa; Chordata; Actinopteri; Perciformes; Gasterosteidae. Gene Ontology annotation, biological process: secondary metabolic process. The record is from RefSeq and is a predicted model, not a curated record. Gene Ontology annotation, cellular component: cytosol; cytoplasm. Gene Ontology annotation, molecular function: hydrolase activity; carboxy-lyase activity.
GUCUUCCAGACUAGGUAAUGAUUAACCAGGGCGUCCCAGCAGCAGCCACGCAGUCACCUGUCGGUCAUUGUCUCUUGGCUGAGAGUCAGGACAGGGAAUUUGAUGCAUUUGUGCCCAAAGCAAGUAAUCCUGAGCAGAACACCUCCGUAUUUUUCCACAGGGGAAUCCCAAGGAUGAAGAUUGAUAUUCACAAUCAUAUUUUACCAAAGAAGUGGCCGGACUUGAAGCAGAGGUAUGGAUAUGAUGGGUUCGUCCAACUUCACCAUCACUGCAAGGGCGAAGCAGACAUGAUGAAGGAUGGGAAGCUGUUCCGGGUGAUUAAAGAGAACUGCUGGGAUGCAGACGCACGCAUACGGGACAUGGAUCAACAUGGUGUCACAGUUCAGGCCCUUUCCACGGUCCCUGUGAUGUUCAGUUACUGGGCCAAACCUCAUGACACACUGGAUCUCUGCGUCCUCUUGAACGACGAUUUGGCCAAUACGGUGCGCAGCCACCCCAAGAGGUUUGUGGGCCUGGGCACUCUGCCCAUGCAAGCCCCUGACCUGGCAGUGGUGGAGAUGAGGCGCUGCGUGAAACAGCUCGGCUUCCCUGGGGUGCAGAUUGGAUCGCGGAUCAACAACUGGGACCUCAAUGCCGCCGAACUGUUUCCUUUCUAUGCUGCCGCUGAGGAGCUGGGCUGCUCCCUCUUUGUCCACCCGUGGGACAUGCAGACAGAUGGGAGGAUGGCUAAGUAUUGGCUUCCCUGGCUGGUGGGCAUGCCGACAGAGACCACUGUGGCUAUCUGCUCAAUGAUAUUCGGAGGCGUCUUUGAGAGAUUUCCCAAACUCAAAGUCUGCUUUGCACAUGGAGGUGGCUCUUUUCCAUUCACCGUUGGCAGAAUUGAACACGGCCACAAAGUCCGCCCUGACCUGUGUGCAGUGGACAACAAGAUCAGUCCCAGGAAAUACCUCGGUUCCUUCUACACCGACUCCCUAGUUCACGAUCCCAUCUCCCUCAAGCUGCUCAUUGAUGUGAUCGGAAAAGAUAAGGUGAUGCUGGGAACAGACUAUCCAUUCCCACUGGGAGAGCUGCAGCCUGGAUCACUGAUCGAGUCGAUGGAUGAAUUUGAUGACAAGCUGAAGGAUAAAUUGCUUGCUGGAAAUGCUGUGGAAUUUUUGGGCCUGAAACGAGAGCAGUUUGAGUGAGGUGGAAAUGGGAGAUACCAUGACGCACCCCGUGAUUCAGUGUCAAUGCUUAUAGAAAUAUUCAUAUUUUUAGAAGAGUUCACCCCCCCAAAAAAAAAACAUAAUUGUCGUCUUAUCUGUAGUAUGUAUCAAUAGAUAGAGUUGUUUAAUUUUGGAGAUACUGUAUCAGCUGUACAGAAAUCUUUAGCAUUCGGUGUGUGGCACUGAUGAGUCCGAAAACAAAAAAGGUCUUUCAAUUAAUUUUCCUAAAAGAGUUUUAUGAUCUUUAUCCACUCUUAUUUCCAACAAGUCAAACAUGUGUUUGUUUGUUUGAUUUAAGAAGAAUGGCCAAAGGCACUUUGCCAAAAGGUAAAGAACGCCCAGUUCAGUGUUUUCAGAGACACAUUUGCUGCCAAUCAUAAUAUUACCAAGAACACAUGCAGGGCUGCUUCAGAGGCCUUUCACAUAUAAUCGCCACACGUUCGCUCCUGUUAGAGUGAAUUAUCACAUCUUGAAAAUGAAUAUACUUGAAAUGCUCAAAGGAACUCUACAAAGAUGAGAUUACUAGGAACUCUGGCUAUUGUUAACAUUAAGAAUGUCAUCGGCCAUCGGUUGAAAGCGACACCACAAAAUCACACAUUCAGUUACUGACUUAAGUAGAAAUAAGCUUGUGGCUAAACCCUGCGACAUUUGAUUUUACUUUUUCCCACAACUCUAUAUGUCCCACACGGGAUAAAUGGUUAGUUGUGUGCGCUCUGUUGUCUUUACUGGUUUAUUAUGGAGGUUUGGGCCAUAAGCAAAUCGAAUUGAGCAAACGCAAAGCUGUGUAAAAUGUGAAUAAACUAUUCAACAUUGA